Messenger RNA from Mirounga angustirostris (Northern elephant seal), 2632 nucleotides. RefSeq names its product pre-mRNA splicing tri-snRNP complex factor PRPF4 (gene PRPF4). The transcript is spliced from 14 exons. Bases 148 to 1713 code for a protein of 521 amino acids. NCBI's taxonomy places the organism in Eukaryota, Metazoa, Chordata, Mammalia, Carnivora, Phocidae. Gene Ontology annotation, cellular component: U4/U6 x U5 tri-snRNP complex. The record is from RefSeq and is a predicted model, not a curated record. Gene Ontology annotation, molecular function: U6 snRNA binding; U4 snRNA binding; protein binding. Gene Ontology annotation, biological process: mRNA splicing, via spliceosome.
CCCAUCAUGCUCCACGCCACCCAGGACGUUGCGUCGGCCCUCGGCCCACUUCCGGCCAGUGACGUAGUUCCGCUUUGCUGGGCGCGCGGUGGACGGUCUGAAACGUAGCUCGGCUUUCGCUGGGACUUCGCGGCUCGGGAGCUCAGCAUGGCUACCUCACGAGGCUCCUCCACGGCAGCCAAAACUAAGGCACCUGAUGACUUAGUUGCUCCUGUUGUGAAGAAACCACACAUCUAUUAUGGAAGUUUGGAAGAGAAGGAGAGGGAGCGUCUGGCCAAAGGAGAGUCUGGGAUUUUGGGAAAAGAAGGACUUAAAGCUGGAAUUGAAGCAGGAAAUAUUAACAUAACCUCUGGAGAGGUGUUUGAAAUUGAAGAGCACAUCAGUGAACGACAGGCCGAAGUGUUAGCCGAGUUUGAGAGAAGAAAGCGAGCCCGGCAAAUCAAUGUUUCCACUGAUGACUCAGAGGUCAAGGCUUGCCUUAGAGCCUUGGGAGAGCCCAUCACACUUUUUGGAGAGGGUCCUGCUGAAAGAAGAGAAAGGUUAAGAAAUAUCCUCUCAGUGGUUGGUACUGAUGCCUUAAAAAAGACCAAAAAAGAUGAUGAGAAAUCUAAGAAGUCCAAAGAAGAGUAUCAGCAAACCUGGUACCAUGAAGGACCAAACAGCCUGAAGGUCGCUAGACUAUGGAUUGCUAAUUAUUCACUGCCCAGGGCAAUGAAACGCUUGGAAGAGGCUCGUCUCCAUAAAGAGAUUCCUGAGACAACCAGGACCUCCCAGAUGCAAGAGCUGCACAAAUCUCUCCGGUCUUUGAAUAAUUUCUGCAGUCAGAUUGGGGAUGAUCGGCCUAUCUCCUACUGCCACUUUAGUCCUAAUUCCAAAAUGCUGGCCACAGCUUGUUGGAGUGGGCUUUGCAAGCUCUGGUCUGUUCCUGAUUGCAACCUCCUUCACACUCUCCGAGGCCAUAACACAAAUGUAGGAGCAAUUGUAUUCCAUCCAAAAUCCACUGUCUCCUUGGACCAGAAAGAUGUCAAUCUGGCCUCUUGUGCUGCAGAUGGUUCUGUGAAGCUUUGGAGCCUUGACAGUGAUGAACCAGUGGCGGAUAUUGAAGGCCAUACAGUGCGUGUGGCCCGUGUAAUGUGGCAUCCAUCGGGGCGUUUCUUGGGCACCACCUGCUAUGACCGCUCAUGGCGCUUAUGGGAUUUGGAGGCUCAAGAGGAGAUCCUGCAUCAGGAAGGCCACAGCAUGGGUGUGUAUGACAUUGCCUUCCAUCAAGAUGGCUCUUUGGCUGGCACUGGGGGACUGGAUGCAUUUGGUCGUGUUUGGGACCUGCGCACAGGACGGUGUAUCAUGUUCUUAGAAGGCCACCUGAAGGAAAUCUAUGGAAUAAAUUUCUCCCCCAAUGGGUACCACAUUGCAACUGGCAGUGGUGACAACACGUGCAAAGUGUGGGACCUUCGACAACGGCGUUGUGUCUAUACCAUCCCUGCCCAUCAGAACUUAGUGACUGGUGUCAAGUUUGAGCCUAUCCAUGGGAAUUUCUUGCUCACUGGUGCUUAUGAUAACACCGCCAAGAUCUGGACCCACCCAGGCUGGUCACCACUGAAGACUCUGGCUGGCCAUGAAGGCAAAGUGAUGGGCCUAGACAUUUCUUCCGAUGGGCAGCUCAUAGCCACUUGCUCAUAUGACAGGACCUUCAAGCUCUGGAUGGCUGAAUAGGCAGGGCCAUGGAAAAAGGACUCUAACCUCAAGCUCUUCCGUAAGAGCCAUUUUCAAAAGAAAGGAAUUGAUAUGUUUCGUUCUGUCAUGUUUUUUGCCAAUUACCAUGUAUAGACCCUCAAAAGAAUUGGAUUUCCAUGUCAGCUUCCACUCCAGGUAGGCAGCCCAGUCUCUUGGUGUUGAUGAACCCCUUUUGUAGUUGAAAUUUUUAUUUUCAUCUUCAAGCCCUGCCACGGACUGUGUAGACAUUGUUUUUAUUAAUCUUUUGUUUGAAUGCCCUGUUGCCUCCUUCACAGCACUCAGGAUUGUGACUGGCUCCAUUUUUACUUUUGAAACUUGGCUUUCCAUUACGUGGUACGUGCUUCAGGACUGCAUGUGACCCACAGAGCAAGCAGCUGCACUAUAGUCUGGAAGCCCUCGAGUAAAGAGGCACUUCUCACCACACACCUGGUUAACCAGUGCCUUGACAGUGCGAACCUUUCCUCUGCCUUUAGAACAGGAGAUGAAGAGGUAGACUACAGCUAUGCUCAGGGUUAUGCAGUAAAGAAGAUUUUACCUCUUCCUGUUGAGUUUGCUUGGAAUGCUAACUGCAUCAGGAAGCUCAGAACUGAACGUUUGCCCUGUCUGAAAAUGUCUUCCAUUUUGCUUUGAAGUUUGGCAUCCUUUGUGUUACCCCAAAGCUAGGCCAUUGUGUCAAGAGGCAAUGAAAUUUCUAGAAAGCAAACAUGAAGUCUCUGUUGUGCCACGUCCUUUGUAUUGGUUAUUAAGAGGAUGUACCUUUCAUGGCAGGGUAACCGGGAAAAAUCCCUCAUGGGUAUUCGUCAACGUCAACUUUCUUUUUUUCUUUAUUACGCACUUGCUACAGAGUAAAAUCCUAUUAUAAAAAAAAUGUCCUUUAAAGACUUACUUUGUAUAGUUA